This is a messenger RNA of Sapajus apella (tufted capuchin), 1508 nucleotides long. Its product is annotated as probable palmitoyltransferase ZDHHC11B. Gene Ontology annotation, cellular component: endoplasmic reticulum; Golgi apparatus. The record is from RefSeq and is a predicted model, not a curated record. Gene Ontology annotation, biological process: peptidyl-L-cysteine S-palmitoylation; protein targeting to membrane. Bases 1 to 1341 code for a protein of 446 amino acids. Gene Ontology annotation, molecular function: protein-cysteine S-palmitoyltransferase activity. The transcript has 7 exons. NCBI's taxonomy places the organism in Eukaryota, Metazoa, Chordata, Mammalia, Primates, Cebidae.
AUGGGUGAGCCUGUGUAUUCAUGGAUGAGUUGUAGGACCUCUCGCUGUGUGGGGGUCAUUGAGGGCUCCCCAGAACCCAUCAAAGCCUUGGGUCUACUGAGGGGUGGCAGCACGGGCAUCGGGGGCUUUGCCAGGGUCACAGCCCUGGACAGCCACUUCCCACAGCCGCAUGGCUCUGGUCGGGGUCAGAUUCUGCAGCAUGGCCGUUCACUCCCGUGUAGGGCCCUGCUCCAUCUGCAGCCCAGCCCAGCUCGCUCCGCUGGGACGUGGCCCUGGGCAGUGCUGGGCUGUGGGCUGUCAGUGCCGGUCCUGGGGGCUGUGUUCCUAGUCCCCUGUGGUUCCCCUGACAGUGGCGGAGCCACAGGCAAUAGCACGAAGCUGGCCUCGCCACCGCAAAUCUCCCGAGUGAACGGCUGUUCACCGCCUAGGAACGCCUUCCAGAUAGUGUCCUGGACCGUCUUCCUGACCCUGUCCUUGGCCAUCUUCGGGAUCUUCAUUCCCUUCCUGUGUCACGUGUGGAAAUACAUUGCCUACGUGGUGGCCGGGGGGGUUUUCUUUUUCCACCUCAUCUUUCACCUGAUCGCCUGCUGCAUCGACCCGGCUGACCCCAACGUGCGGCUCAAGAAGGAUUAUUCUCAGCCCAUGCCCAUCUUCGACAGAUCCAAACACGCACACGUGAUCCAGAACCAUUACUGCCACCUGUGCAAGGUCACCGUGACCAAGAAAGCCAAGCACUGCAUCGCCUGCAACAAGUGUGUGUCAGGCUUUGACCACCACUGCAAAUUGCUCAACAACUGCGUGGGGAGCCGGAACUACUGGUUCUUCUUCAGCACAGUGGCCUCGGCCGUAGCUGGCCUGCUCUGCGUGAUCGCCAUCCUGCUGUACGUCCUCAUCCAGUACAUCCUGAACCCCUGGGUGCUCCGCACAGACCCCAAGUAUGCAGAUGUCAGGAGUGCGAACACGUGGCUGCUGUUCCUCCCGCUGUUCCCGGUGAAGGUGACGACUCAGAUGGUCGUGGUCAUCGGGGCAGCCGUGUUCCUGCUGGACCUGCUUGGCUUGCUCCUGCUAGGGCAGCUGCUCCUGUUCCACAUCUACCUGAAGGUCAAGAAGAUGACCACCCUUGAUUAUCUCUCUCAGACCCGUGAAGAGGAAGAGAGGUCAAAAUGCCAAGCAGAGAGGAAAGGUCCAUCCGUGCAAAUGGGGGAAGGAUUUCUCCAGGUACCACCUGUCCCUGCUCCAUUUGUCAAGGCCUGGGACAAUGUCCACGUUGCUCUGUGGCUGGGAGCUCUCAGCCACACUCCUGUGCUUCAGUGCUGGUGCGGCCCGUGGACUCUGCUGUGAGUGUGUCUGUGUGUGUGAAGCUGUGUGCAUGACGUGUCUUUGUGAACAUAAAUACCCAACAUGCACAGAUGACUUCCCAGUGCAGAAAUAAUAAUGGAACUGAGUUUCUUAAACAUUUCUAUAGUUCAUUAUCAAUCUUCUAAGGUUGAAGUAUGCUUUUUUUUUCU